CAGGCUCCUCCAAUAGAGUGGCACUGACUGUCCAAUACUGCACUGCAUUAUACAUCAGAAGCUGAGGAGCUGUAUCAGAAACGUAUUUUAACAAUAACAGGAAUCUGCAUUGCACUCCUAGUCGUUGGAAUCAUGUGUGUGGUUGCCUACUGCAAAACAAAGAAGCACAGGAAGAAGCUUCAUGACCGUCUGAGGCAGAACCUGAGAAACAAGAGGGACAACCUGGCAAGCUCAGCCAGAGGACGUCAGAUUUCUAACUUGCCUCUUCAAGAUUUGCAGCUUAUCAAUCACUGUAAUGGGAUGACAAUGCAGCAUGCAGCUGAGAAGGAGACAGAAAUAACCCUCUCCACAAGCAAAAAUGCCAUAUCUACGCAUGAACCCACCACACUCACCCACAUCUCUGGCCAAAGCUGGAGUAAUGACUGGAGCAACAAUGUUCUGUCUGACACUGAGUCUGUCUCGAUGAUGUCAUUGGCGGAGAAUAGCCAGGGUGCCAUACAGGGCCGCAGGGUUCGUCUGAAUGCCACUGGUGGCACCAGAGACUUAAGCGCUCAUUCACAGAAGUGCAGAGACACAACCAUCUCCGACAGGGACUUCAGCAGCAGGAGAGAGAGUCAGUCCCAGUUGAUCACACUGCUACAGCAGCAGGAGGUGGAGAAGCAUGUUUCCCAGUCCAGUGCCUGGAGCAAGCUAAGAGGCAGGGGCUGGGGGCAGGCAGCAGUUCCCAGACUGGAAGAGGGUGAUGAUAUUGAGCACUACCUGACCACAUUCAAGCACCUGGCGGAGGCAUAUCAGUGGCCAGAGAUCGAAUGGGCAUUGAGACUGAUUCCACAUCUGACGGGGAAGGGGCGAGCAGCAAAGGACACAUUUGACUACAAGAAGGUCAAAGAGGCCAUCCUUGCCAAAUAUAAAAUCAAUGAGGAACUCUAUAAGCAGAAGUUCAGGGAGCCUGACAUUCGCCCUAAUAAGAAUCCGACAGAGUUCAACUGGAGAAGAAGACCAAGGCCGGUUCAAGGCUCCUCAGAAGCCCUUCACUGCAUGGGUCACAGAUCCAGGGAGUGGAGGAGGAGGGAGCUGGUGGCAACCAGGCAGGACUGUUCAGGGUCCAGAGGAACUAGUUCCCCAGCUCCCAGCGCAGGACGAUCCAGAGAGUCAGGGUCCAGACCAGGAUUCAGGUAUAUAUCUGCUGUGACAACUCCAACUCGGCUGUCUCCAGUGUCCCACACCUCACCUGUAACUCCAGGGUCUCCUCCAUCAGAGAUGUCAGCCCCCCUGUCCAGUCUGGCCAUCUCUGUCCCGUCAGUGGCCCUAAGCCCCUAUGGUGAGGAGGAGCGCCCACUGCUGUUGUCAAACAAAUGUCAGCCAUACAAGUCCUUGAGCCGAGAUGAACAGAAGAGGACCUCUGUGCACUACAACCAUGGCCAUGUGGCACAUAGCUUACCACCUAGCCCACUGUCAACCAUGGAGAAUAACUACCAAAUCACAGUCAUCACAGCUGCCAUCCAUAUGGUCUCAGCAUCGCCUGAGAAGCUAAUGAAUACAAAUACUACUAUCAACAACUACAGCACCAAAAGAGGAGGCAUCACCAAUGGCCAUGUGUUGCAUAAUGUGGAGUCCAGUGGUGACAGCAUACUAGAGAGUCAAACAGAGGAGCCCCAGGGGGAACACACACCCUUCCUUACUACAGAUAGCACUACAGCCCUGUUGCUUAGGGCUAUGGACAGCAGCAGGACUAACCCAGCAUCACCAAAUGAUGACCUGCAAGUCAAGUCAUCCAGUGCCACCAUCAAACAAGAUCCAGUAGCUGUGUAAAGUGAAAAGAAACAGCUGAGAAUCCUUUAUGUUUAGGAAAAAAAGGAAUAGUCACUAUUAAACCUUUAUUUUCUAUAAAUUAUUUGUUGUGUAAAGAAUUUUGAAGAUAAAUGACAAACAAAACUUUUAUUUUAGUGAAGUAGCGAAUAAAGAGUUUUAUAAAUAAAAAAAAUGUACAAAUGUGUUCAUGUCUUGUAGGUAAAGUGCCAUACACUAGUAUGUAGCAAUGGUUCAGUAUAUUUCAGCGCAGAAAAAAUAUCAAUGGUGCCUUUCUGUUUGGUAUGCUUAAGGGAGCUGCAGCAUUGCAUACUGGGCCAUAUAUCCACCAUCUUAAUCUUCUGGUUAACAAUCAAAAAUAACUUGCUGGCUGCCUUUAAUAUUCUGUAGUAUGAAGUGCCCACUGACAUGACAGUUUGAUAAUAAAUCUUAUGCAUUCGAGGUGCAUGCUACAUCCUUAAAUGCUGUGAUGGAUUAAUAAGCAGUGUAUGUGGUUUCCUCUCCAGCCAUUUGACCUGACUGGUCAAUUAUCUGAUGUCUUUGUACUCAUUACGGGCUUUCUCACUGAGACUUUUGUUUGGAAAUACAAUACUGAAAAAUAC
Messenger RNA from Thunnus maccoyii (southern bluefin tuna), 2411 nucleotides. RefSeq names its product pro-neuregulin-1, membrane-bound isoform-like. Gene Ontology annotation, biological process: cell differentiation; nervous system development; activation of transmembrane receptor protein tyrosine kinase activity. Bases 133 to 1812 code for a protein of 559 amino acids. Gene Ontology annotation, molecular function: protein tyrosine kinase activator activity; chemorepellent activity. NCBI's taxonomy places the organism in Eukaryota, Metazoa, Chordata, Actinopteri, Scombriformes, Scombridae. The record is from RefSeq and is a predicted model, not a curated record. The transcript has 8 exons.